AAUAACACAAGCAGCACCUGAUCCUCUUUUCAAUGCAUGUUUUCUUUUGUGGUUUAAUGUGAUCACAAAUGAUUUUAUUUACCAUAUUAGACUAUUUAAUUAAUUUUAGUGGCUGUGCUUCAUAAACCAGCAAUUAAGACAACAGCUAUAUCUUUGUACCUUUGGGAGUUACUUUAUUUUACAUUGAAAAUAUUGUAAUACUGCUAUUUUAUAUUCAGCCUGACUCACUGGUGACCUUUGCAAUUGUAAUAAUGUGAUUUUCACGGAAUAGAUAGUAUAACAGAAACACGACUUUAAAUAAACAAGAUUAUAUUUUAAAGGGCAGCUAUACAUUUAAAAAAAAAAUCCUCACACAUCAUGACAGUAAAUGCCAAACACUGGAAAUACUGCAUUAGUGAAGACGAUCAGUGAUCACAAGUUCUCACAACAAGAUUACAGGAAAGACAGUGAAGGAGACAGUUUCACACAACACAGCAAACUGCAGCCUUUAAUGAAAAGCUUCCUCAUGCUUUCUCUCUAAAAUUCAGCCAUUGCUUAUUUUUGCAGGGCAAUGCAUUGCAAUAUAUUAACAGGCCUAUAAUUUAAAUGUCGUUUUACUUGUUUGAUCCACUGAAACCUUCCUUCCUCCUUCACACCUUUCCAUCCCAUCUGCAUACAGUCCCAUUAUCUCUUCUAACUCCCUCAUAAACAGUGUAUACACACAGUCUGUGGUGUCAACGCACCUGCCUUUCUCCUCCUUUCCUUUCCUCUUCUCCGUCUGAAACGUCUUCAGCGAACACAGUCUGUCCAUCAGCUGUCCUCUUGUUCUUUGCGGCCUUUAUCCUCGCAGAUCAGACAUGUUCAGUGCUUUUGUUUAUACGUUCAUGGCGUUGAACUCGUUUUGUCACCGCUCGUCUGCUGCAGGUCACGGGGAUCCGUCGUGGUUCAUGGGAUGCGUCAACGCCAGCAACAGACUUUAUCCACAUGAGGAUGUCCGUGACCUUGACCCGGUAACCUGCUCUGUGCGCUGCCUGGAUGAAGGGUACCAGACUGCAGCAUUAACAUUAGAGAGAUGCUACUGUGGUAACCAGCUGCAUGGUUGGAUAGUCAGUGAGUGCUUCAACAUAUCUUCCCAUGGAGGGUCAAAGGACAUCAGAGGAGAAAGUGAGGGACGAAGUGUGCUGUACCUGCCUGUUGGAGGUGGAAAGGGAAAUGUGGCACUCUACAGAACUGAAGGACCCUUUCUGCACAGCAUCAGUGUGUCUACCUCUCCAGACAGAGUGCAUGCUGGGAAAACUUUUGUCUUGGAGGUUUCUGGAAACCUGGCUGGACGCCCCAACCAGCCCACAGGGAUUGUGGGUCUGGGAGAGGAGAGCCUCUGUCAUGUCAAUGUGGAGUUUCUGUGGACAACCACUGCAGGUCAAAGUUCGCAUCAUGUCAGCGUGUUGGAUGAUGGUUCCUUUGCUGUGUCAUCUGAUUGGAUUUUGGAAACUUCAGGAAAACAUGAAAUCAACAUCAGCGUCUCCAACCCUCUAUCCAGACUCUCCUCCACCCUCCAGCUCUCUGUCUUGCAGCCAUUUCCUGACACCUUGGUGAUCUCUUUGCUUCAUGGCCCAUUGGGCGUCCCCUCCUGCAUCCCCUUCCUACAGAUGAACUCCCACAAUGUGACUGUGAAGGCAGCAUACGUGGGUGACCCUGUCACACUACAGGCAUAUGUGGCUGAUGGGAUGGAGGCAGAGUUCUCCUGGUGGUUUACUCAUAGAGAGAAGGAGGAAAACAAGGGGGUGGAAGAGGAGAGGACGAGUGUAAAGACAGCUUGCCUCCCCAACACUGACUGUCUGAACAGUACUAUGGUAUGUAGGACUGAGAAUAUAGCACGACUAUGUGAUGCAAAUGUAUCUCAAAAUUACUCCUCUCAGUCUGUUUUUAUCCUACUUCCACUGUCUGCUUCUAAUAUCAGCUUAAAAUAUGGAGGUACUGCACAUUUUCUUUUUUAGAAUAACCAGGGCUGUAAAUAUUUGAAAUAUGUGUUGU
Molecule: messenger RNA, 2013 nt
Organism: Thunnus maccoyii (southern bluefin tuna)
Lineage: Eukaryota; Metazoa; Chordata; Actinopteri; Scombriformes; Scombridae
Exons: 5
Coding region: 837-1976 (379 amino acids)
Source: RefSeq, a predicted model, not a curated record